Biomphalaria glabrata is the source of this 3817-nucleotide messenger RNA. Its product is annotated as triadin-like. The transcript is spliced from 4 exons. The coding region runs from base 398 to 3043 and encodes 881 amino acids. The record is from RefSeq and is a predicted model, not a curated record. NCBI's taxonomy places the organism in Eukaryota, Metazoa, Mollusca, Gastropoda, Planorbidae.
UUCUUACUAUGGAAACAACAGAAUCUAUAUAGAAUAGAUCAAAGGCCUAUUAUAUAUACUAGAUCUACAUCUUAAGUCUUAAGUCUAAAUUCUAAUACCUCACAUGCAAUGGGAGCUUAAUUAUAUAUUAUAUAAUUAAACUACUUAGAUCUACAGGCAUAGGUCUAGACGGAGUAGUUAUACAUAUAAAUGUAGAAUACGAGUUUAAAAAUGCACUUAAGUCUUAAGACAAUUAUUAUUAUUUUAUAACAAGUUCAAGUUGAAGCUGUCUUUAGUUUUAGUUCUGACAGAUGAUGGAUAGUGGAUAGGCAAGCGGCUUAGGGCUUAGUCUCUAGAUCUAGAACACUCUUAGAUCUAUGAUUUACAGUAUUGACCAGAAUGAAUAAAACAAAGUGAAAUGUCUGCAUCAAGGAAAAUACAUGUAGAUAUUGUUCAAGAGAGCAAUGAGCACAUUGAAAACGACACAAACAAACAAACUGAUAAUGGCAAUAUUGUUAACUCCAUGAAGACUAUUAAUGAGGAGAACAGAGAUAAUCAAAACUCUGUUACUGAGCAUCAUCUUGAUUCUAGCAGACCCAAAACCUCCAAACUGAAGAGAAAAAAGCUUGCUUCAGCACAGCUGUCAAUGAACAAUGCUGAUGAUUCAAAAGAAGAGAAAGAAUCAAGAAGAAAAAUAUCUGGAAAGCAAAUUAUUUCACUCCAAAAAGAUAUACUUGAGCAGAAAUAUCAGGAGCUUCACCAGUUACUAGUGUUACCUCUUGUUCAACCAUUGAAUAAAAAUGUAUUGAAAAUAGGUCAGCUGCUUCAGCUUCAGUCACUGACCCAGGUUCCUGAUAAUGAAGUUUCUUCUGACCAUACAAUUGAAACUAUUGAAGCUAAUGAUAAUGAAGAUUUUCAUGAUGCAUCCAAACAAAUGAAGAGAUUUAAAGUAUUGAAUAGGAGUCAUAAACCUUUACAAAGAGCCCAAACGUCUAUGGAGUCCUCCAACGAAGAAGGAUACAGUCAAUGGGUUCGAAGAAAUAAAACUAAACAAAAUAAUUCUACAACUGCAGAGCAAGCAAUAGACAAACAAAAUCAGGUUAAAAAACAUAUCUUUCAACCAUCAGACACUUUCCUUAGAAACACUGCCAAUCCAUCUAUCAAACAAUGGCUUAAAAGAAAAGAAAGAGAACUCAGAAAAAAGAAGCGGGAAGAAAGAAAACAGAUAAAAGAAGAAAGAUUGAAAAAGCAAGAGCAGGAAAUACUAAAGCAAGAAAAAUUUAAAGAUUCUGAACAGAAAGUAAGAGAAUGGAUGUUACAGAAAAGAAAGGAAGCUGUUUACAGAACUAAACAAAAUAAUGGGACAGAAAAAGAAGAUAGCAAUUGUGAUACUGCCAAGAAUGCUAAUGAUGGAACAGAUGCAGCUUCUACUUGGCUUAAAGGAACUGAUACACAAGGCAUUACCAAUGUAAAUAUUUCACUUACAAAACAAAGUAGGCAGCCAACUCCAACAAGUUUUGUCUAUGCAAGGCCAGUGUCUGGAAGAGUACGUCUAAUUAAAUUGCAGCAAGAAAAUAAAGAGAAUGCAAAGAAAAAAGAUUUGGAGAAGCAGUUUCUCAAGAAGCAGCUGGAAAUAGAGAAAGCUAAAAAAAUGAGAGUCUCUUAUGAUCAAUGGCUGUUGAAAAAAAGAGAAGAUGAUUAUUCCAAGCGACAAGAGGCUGCUAGAAUAAGAGCAUUAGCCAAGUCUGAUUCUGAACUUCAUCAUAUUGGUGUAAAAGAUGCACAGAAAAGAAUAAAUAACUUUAUGAGGCAACAAAAAAUAAACACAAAAGAUAUUGAGUUAGAAAUCAAUGAUUCAAGCUCUGCAGAAGAAUACAAAAAUAAACAGAUUAAAGUGUUGGGGUCUAAAAAAAACUUAAAUGCUCGCCCCUCCAGUGCCAGGCCUUCUUUAAGUCCAAGAAUAUCCCGAUCUUUUCACAGACCUCUGUCAGCUAAUCCAUCAACCAAAACUUCAGAAAAAGAAAACGCUGAGAAGAUAAAUUUUAAAAUACCAUACCCACCAGAGAAUGGGGCCCCUAAAUAUGUGCUAGAUAAACAAAGAAAACUGUUUUCUCAUCAUUUGACUAAGAGUUCAGUCAGUGAUGUUGACAAUAACAGCAAAGUAGCUUCUACCAGUUCUGACAAAUUGAGCACAAGCAAUGAUUUACAUGACAAUGUAAUUCCUAUCAUUGAUACAAAUAACAAGGCUCAUCCUGUUGUUGAUAUGCAUGACAAGUUGAGGGACACCAGUGAUACACAUAGUAGCUCUGAUGCUAGCCUCAUUGGAGGAAAACUAGGUGAAUCAGUUCAUAGGCAAAAACAACCUUCUAAUCUUGAUGACCAUGACUUGUUCAUAACAAGAAGUAGAGAAGAACACAUGGUUGAGAGGGAAGAUGACCAUGACUUGUUCAUAACAAGAAGUAGAGAAGAACACAUGGUUGAGAGGAAAGAUGACCAUGACUUGUUCAUAACAAGAACUAGAGAAGAACACAUGGUUGAGAGGGAAGAUGAUCAAACACCAAUAGAAAGUAAUAAUCAGAAAUCCAAUUUUAUAGAAGACAUGUCUACUGCUGAACAAGAAUCAGAAAUAGACAUUGAAAACAUUCAUUCAAACUCUGCAAUGGAAACAAAACAAGAAACACAACUACACAUUCUAGAGCAAAUCAUACAUUCAGACAGCUCUAAUGAUAAGAAUAUAAUUGUUCAAGGGCAAACAGACACAUUGAAAGUUAAAGAAGCUUUGGAUAAUGCCUCUGUAGUGGAGUUUGAAGAAGAUUCAGAAAUUCCAGCAGAUUAUGUUGUCAGUAAAUCAAAUCUUAUUAAAGAUGAACCUACAGAAAAUAAGUCAGAAGAGGAUUUCUUAACACAUCUUGAGGAUGUGCCAAAUUCCAAGAGCUCUGAAAAGCAUGUCUCUUUUCAAGAAAAUCCAGUUGUCUUUGAAUCUUCUGACACUGAGCUCAAUUCAGAAUCUUCUGAGACUACUGAAAUUGAUGAGGACUUGCCAGAAGAAAAUGAUGAGUUUUAAUUUACUUAUGUAGAAGAUAGAGUAGGAAUUAAAAUAGGUAGAACACAUUUUAUAUGUCUUGUUUUAAUCAAAUGGGUUUAUCCUCACAACAUAUCAUUUUUUCUUGUCAAAUGUUUCUGUAAAAAUUGUUUAGAUAUUUGGGUUAAUAUGUAUUUCUCAAUUGUUAAUACUAGGUACUGUAAGUUUGUUAAUUUUAUUUACAUCAAUCAAAUCAUGUAAUAUAGUUUUUACAUCAAACAAAUCAUCUAAUUUAAUUCACAUAUGUCAACUAGCAUAUGCCAGUUGCUUCAUGACUCAGUCUCAACAGGUAACAUAAUUCAAGACCUCAAAAAGCAAUUUUUUAAAAUAAUCUAUCCCUUUUUAUUUUACUAAAAACCCCAAAUAACAUACAAUUCCAAGGACACCAAAUGUAUGCACAUUCCAUAGUUAUUGUGAAACUAACAACCCCCUAAAGAUGACAUUUUAAAAUUUGUAAAAUGAAAAUAAACUUUAAUAUACAUGUCAUCCCAGAUUUAAAAAUAACCCACAAAACAUAAAGAAUAUAAAAAAUCUACAUUUAACAUAUUAAUAUCACAUUUCAGAAAUAGUUCAGCACAUAUUGAUACUCCUCUAUUAAUAAGACAGUUUUAAAUAUGUUCAAUAAAUUUUGUGAUGCUGUUAAACAUUUUAACAAACUCUGUGUGCCAAAUGUAAUUUAUAUUGCAUCAACCAUUCCGUGUAUAUGUAAUCAUAUUUUCAUUAUAAUAAUCUUUCUUAAUAAAAAUUUAAAAUUUA